AUGAAAGCCGAGCUCAUGCAUACGGAAAGCCACAAGGCUAUGGUGGAGAUAUGUGAUUGGAGAGCUGAGAUCAUCUCAACCUUCAUUCGCGAGCGUUCGACAGUCUUCAACGAACUAAUGAUAUUGAGAAAGAGGGGUUGGGAAAACCCUGCAGGGGACACGUUCUUCAAGAAACGACGUCAAGUAGCUGACAAUGCCGACGCAAAAACUAAGCUUGCGUUUUUGAACAUAAUGCAAGAAAUUGCUGAACAAAUGGACGCCAAGAUGGAUAUCAUAGGGAACAAUGAAGCUACCCGCCGAGAGUUUCACAUACUGGAUCUUUGUCUAGCGCCAGGUGGUUUUGCAAAGUAUUUCAAGAAUUCCAUCCCGAAUUCGAAGGUAUGGGGGUUCAGUCUUCCAAAAUCAUCUGGUGGUCAUGAGGUGUUGCUCGAUCUACGACAAAAUUGGCUAGAAGUCACGUUUCAGGACGUUACUAUGCUGAUGGACGAGAUCCUUGGAGGCGCGAGCGAUCAAUCAGAGUCUGUAAAGGAUCAUAUUGAAGCUGAGCAGCUUCGAAGCCAAUGGCCCUACUCCACGCAAAAAUUUGACUUGGUCAUCUGUGACGGACAAGUACUUCGGACCCAUCAGCGGGCAGAGUAUCGACAGUCCAGCGAGCCUAAAAGGCUUGCCUUGAGUCAGUUGAUAAUAGCCCUGCAGAGGCUCACUCCUGGCGGAACACUGAUUAUGCUGCUUCAUAAGAUAGAAGCGUGGGAUAACAUUCAAGUCCUGUCUACCUUUCAACAGUUUUCAGACAUCUGUUUUUUCAAGCCCAAGCCAUAUCAUGCUAUACAGUCCUCAUUCUACCUAGUGGCAAAGAAUGUGAGAUCCGAGAGUAGCGCUGCCUUGGACGCAAUCAUGAAGUGGAGAGAAGCCUGGAAAGCUGCUACCUUUGAAGGCCCGUUGACUGAAUAUGACACAGAGGAGGAGAUCAUGAAGGUCUUGGGGAAUUUUGGGGAUGCUUACGUCAAGAUGGCUGAGCCAGUCUUUGAAAUCCAGAAACUCGCGCUGGAGCGAUCUAGCUUCUGCAAGGCACGACCUCUCAAAUGA
Messenger RNA from Pseudovirgaria hyperparasitica, 1086 nucleotides. RefSeq lists its product as uncharacterized. Lineage: Eukaryota; Fungi; Ascomycota; Dothideomycetes; Acrospermales; Acrospermaceae. Gene Ontology annotation, biological process: RNA methylation. Gene Ontology annotation, molecular function: RNA methyltransferase activity. The transcript has 2 exons. The record is from RefSeq and is a predicted model, not a curated record. The coding region runs from base 1 to 1086 and encodes 361 amino acids.